Molecule: messenger RNA, 1373 nt
Organism: Empidonax traillii (willow flycatcher)
Lineage: Eukaryota; Metazoa; Chordata; Aves; Passeriformes; Tyrannidae
Gene: KIRREL1
Product: kirre like nephrin family adhesion molecule 1
Exons: 8
Biological process (GO): cell-cell adhesion
Cellular component (GO): cell-cell junction
Molecular function (GO): cell adhesion molecule binding
Source: RefSeq, a predicted model, not a curated record
UCGCCCCCCGCAUCGUGGUGGACCCCAAACCCACCGUCACGGACAUCGGCUCCGACGUGACGCUGACGUGCGUGUGGUCGGGCAACCCGCCCCUGACCCUCACCUGGACCAAGAAGGAGUCCAACAUGGUCCUGAGCAACAGCAACCAGCUGUACCUGAAGUCGGUGACGCAGGCGGACGCGGGGCAGUACGUCUGCAAAGCCAUCGUGCCCCGCAUCGGGGUGGGCGAGAGGGAGGUCACGCUCUUCGUCAACGGCCCCCCCAUCAUCUCGAGCGAGGCGGUGCAGUACGCCGUGCGCGGCGACCGCGGCAAGGUGGAGUGUUUCAUCGGCAGCACCCCGCCCCCAGACCGCAUCGCGUGGGCGUGGAAGGAGAACAUCCUGGAGGCGGGGACGCUGGAGAGGUACACGGUGGAGAGGACGAACACGGGCAGCGGGGUGCUGUCCACCCUCACCAUCAACAACGUCAUGGACGCCGACUUCCAGACCCGCUACAACUGCACGGCCUGGAACAGCUUCGGGCCGGGCACCGCCAUCAUCCAGCUGGAGGAGAAAGAGGUCCUGCCCGUGGGCAUCAUCGCCGGCGCCACCAUCGGUGCCAGCAUCCUCCUCGUCACCUUCCUCGUGGCCCUCACCUGCUUCCUCUACCGGCGCCGCAAAGGAAGCCGCAAGGACGUGACCCUGCGCAAGUUGGACAUCAAGGUGGAGACGGUGAACCGGGAGCCGCUGACGCUGCACGCGGACCGGGAGGAGGACACGGCCAGCGUGUCCACGGCCACCCGCGUCAUGAAGGCCAUCUACUCGUCGUUCAAGGACGACGUGGACUUGAAGCAGGACCUUCGCUGCGACACCAUCGACACCCGCGAGGAGUACGAGCUCAAGGACCCCACCAACGGCUACUACAACGUCCGCGCCCACGAGGACCGCCCGUCGUCGCGCUCCGUCCUCUACGCCGACUACCGCAACCCCGGCCCCUCCCGCUACGACACCCGCCCCCCGUCCCGCCUGUCCCACUCCAGCGGCUACGCCCAGCUCAGCACCUACGCCCGGGGCGGCCCCCCGGCCGACUACGGCCCCUCCGAGCCCCCCCCGGCGCCCGGCGCCGCUCCCGGCACGGCGGGCGGCGAGACGGCGAGCCAGCUGUCCUACGAGAACUACGGCGGCGGCGGCGGCGGGGCCGCCUUCCCGGUGGGGCCCGGCUACGCCACGUACCGCCUGGGCUACCCCGGCAACCCGCCCGGGCUGGAGAGGGGGCCCUACGACGCCUACGACCCCAUGGGCAAGUUCGCCAGCGCCACGCGCUUCUCCUACACCUCCCAGCACUCGGACUACGGGCAGCGCUUCCAGCAGAGGAUGCAGACGCACGUUUAGGGU